Vairimorpha ceranae is the source of this 126-nucleotide messenger RNA. RefSeq lists its product as hypothetical. Lineage: Eukaryota; Fungi; Microsporidia; Nosematidae. The transcript has a single exon. The coding region runs from base 1 to 126 and encodes 41 amino acids. The record is from RefSeq and is a predicted model, not a curated record.
AUGUUUUUUGAUGAUGUAAUAUAUACCAGUGUUAUUGGAUUUAAAAAACUUUGUGGAUUUUUGAAUACGGACAGUAGUACAGAUAUUAUUAUUUUACGAGUAAAAACGACAUUGUUUGUUUUUUGA